ACUCUAACUUUCAUUAAUUUAAAUUCAAAUUUAAUUGAUGAUCAUGGUAUUAAAAUCAUUAGUGAUAUGUUAAUAGUCAAUAAAACAUUAGAAUUAUUAUGGCUUAGUAAAAAUCAAAUUACAGAUAGAGGAAUAGAAUCAUUAUGUGGUGCAUUAAAAUUAAAUAAUAAACUAAAAGAACUGAAUGUUAGUAAUAAUCAAGAAAUAACAGAUCAAAGUGUGGAUAGUAUUAUUGAUAUGCUCAAUAUAAAUCGUACAUUGGUGUCUUUAGAUCUUCGAUUAAAUCAAUUAUCACAACAUAGUAAAGAUAAAAUACAUGAAAUAGCAAAUAACAUAUGCAAGACAGUUGAAUUAUAA
Messenger RNA from Didymodactylos carnosus, 357 nucleotides. Lineage: Eukaryota; Metazoa; Rotifera; Eurotatoria; Philodinida; Philodinidae. The record is from the annotation of a GenBank genome assembly.